AUCCGUAAUGCAAGAUGGAGUCGAGGCAUUUCGAGGAUGUGUACUGUAAUCAAAAUUUGUCAAAUAGUACGAGUGAUGCUUAGGUUUAUAGAGUAGCAAAUGCUAAUUUUCUUUAUUUUUUAUUAAAUCUUUAUGCGGUCAUCUUAAAUCAGUUUGUUAAAGAUUGAUUUUCUCUAAAUUUGAUCAUUGAGGAAUCUAUUUAGCAAGCGAGCUAGCAGCAAUCUGUCAAGUGGUUGGAAUGUUCAUAAAUGUCCUAUAAAUUUGGAGAUCAAUAUGGCGCUAAGGGAGUUAAAAGUUUGCCUUCUUGGGGACACCGGGGUUGGCAAGUCCAGUAUUGUGUGGAGGUUUGUGGAAGACAGCUUUGACCCAAACAUUAAUCCAACUAUUGGGGCAUCCUUCAUGACCAAGACUGUGCAGUAUCAGAACGAGCUGCACAAGUUCCUGAUUUGGGACACUGCUGGACAGGAGAGGUUCCGUGCUCUGGCGCCAAUGUACUACCGAGGCUCAGCUGCGGCCAUCAUUGUCUAUGACAUCACUAAAGAGGAGUCCUUCCAGACGCUGAAGAACUGGGUGAAGGAACUCCGGCAGCACGGCCCUCCCAACAUUGUGGUGGCCAUCGCCGGAAACAAGUGUGACCUCUCUGAUGCCAGGGAGGUGUCAGAGAAGGAUGCCAAAGACUAUGCCGACUCCAUUCAUGCCAUAUUCGUGGAAACCAGUGCCAAAAACGCAAUUAACAUCAAUGAAGUGUUUAUUGAGAUUAGCCAGCGUAUCCCUGUACUGGACACGGUGGGAGGGGCUGCAGGGCAGGGCUUCAAACUGCGGCGCCAGCCCUCCGAGACCCGACGCAGCUGCUGCUGAUGCUGCCCAGGACCGGAACACUUUGACCCCCCGACCUCUGACCCCGUCUCUGCCCACAGCCCCCACGGAGCUUCCACUCCCCGUCACAGAGAACCGCGAUUCAUGCUAACGCUGCCUUAGAGUGUUCCCGCCCAUACCCGGGGACCAGCCUCUACCUACAGUCCUGUCAGUCCAUCAAACACUUCCUGGUGCCCGUCAGAGACCUGGACGGUACUGUGCUCCACACCACGGCAGGCCUGCUUCAUCACAUCCCCUUGUUUCGCUGGCGAACAGGUCAGCCCACCACAGGCCUCCAAUGGAUCCGUCAAGUCCUCGUUGUUUUCUCAGACAACACGGACAUGCUGUCUGCUCAUCUCGACCUCACACAGAGGCACAUCUGCUCCACACCCUGCCGCCUGGCUGCUCCAUGGAGCCAGCGCCACCCUCCAUCAUGGUACGGUGCUUGGCUGUAGACUCUCAUUCUGUCUCCUUGCCUGGACACAGCAGGUAAUGUUCAGAUGUUCACAUCAUGCCCUGUCAAACACAAUGGAUGGGGAAUGGUUGAUUCAGAUUGUGCCAUAUGUAGAAGUUUGCUUUAUUCCAUGCUCCAGAUUGAACUAUAAACACAAUCUCUAACAGGACCAAAACAACAUAGCAUUAUUCAUUAAGCUAAGCCCUACCAGAACUAAAUUGUGUACUAGAUAUCUUGCAGUCUUUUUCCAUGUGCUCUGUGUUCUUUGACAGAGACACAUCAUCAUGUAGGCAUGACUGAACACACGUUUUUGUAUUUUGUGUUUUAUUCAUUCAGAGCUCGUCUUUGCAAACAUUUAAUCAAAUUGAAUUAAGACAUUUAAUUAAAGUUUCACGUUCUGCACUUUUGAGGGUACGUCACAGCCAACACACAAUAAAUAUAUAGAGAGUAGCAUACCCUAAGCAGUUAGAACUACCAUGCUGCACUUCUUCAAGAAGAAGAA
This is a messenger RNA of Hypomesus transpacificus, 1811 nucleotides long. It is a transcript of the gene rab22a, whose product is annotated as RAB22A, member RAS oncogene family. Bases 274 to 858 code for a protein of 194 amino acids. The record is from RefSeq and is a predicted model, not a curated record. Lineage: Eukaryota; Metazoa; Chordata; Actinopteri; Osmeriformes; Osmeridae. The transcript has 7 exons. Gene Ontology annotation, molecular function: GTPase activity; GTP binding.